AUGCGACGUCUCACAUUCCACGUUUAUUUGUGCUGUCACGCAACGAUUACGCACAAGUGGUUGACACGAUCGAUCAGAAUGGUCGAGUUAGCAGGCGCGAGCGUUAUCUCCGAUCCAAAUGACAUUUUAGAGAAAGACAUUGGUUAUCUUUUAAAUCGUGCUGACUUGCAAAGGCACCGAGAAGUUUUCAUUCGCUUAGGAAUCGUGAAGGUGAAGCAUUUUAUUAACGUUCAAGACGAUAACCUGGAGAGUAAGAUUGUUGGUCUCACUAACAUGGAAGCAGAACUUCUCAAGCGAAACUUCACUGAAAUCCGAGCUGAAUCUCAACAACAGGACUUAGACAGUACAGAAAGGGAGAUUGAUGUGGUGGAAUUUUGUUCCGAAGAAGACACAACUACAUCAGACGACCUGGAACAAUUUGCAAAGGAGUUCAAACAGCGUAGAAUCAAGCUCCAUUUUACCCAAGCUGAUGUUGGACUAGCUCUGGGGAAACUUUAUGGCAGUAUGUUUAGCCAGACACACAUUUGCCGUUUUGAGGCUCUACAACUGAGUUUUAAGAACAUGUGUAAGCUCAAGCCAUUGUUGGUGAAGUGGCUCGAGGAAGCAGAUAGUAACAGAGGCUCUGCAAGCGGCACUGAUGUGCCAGGUUCUCCAGUGAGGAAACGGAAGAAGAGAACAUCAAUUGAGCUUACUGCCAAGACUGCAUUGGAGAACUACUUCAAUAAAAAUCCCAGACCAUCCUCACAAGAAAUUGAUGUGCUUGUUCAAAACCUUGGUAUUGAGAAAGAGGUUGUUCGGGUGUGGUUCUGUAACAGACGGCAGAAAGAAAAGCGAUUAAGUGAGUCAUUAACAGCAGAAGCAGACAAUGAACCGGCUGAAUCACAGUGAUUGUGCAUCCACACAAAUCAUUGUUGUUAACAUUCCAGCAGUAAAACGUUGUAUGUAUCCUUUUUGUUUUUCAUCAUGCAGAUGUGCAAAGAGUAAAACAGACAGAAUUGAAUGACAUGUUGAUAUUAUUGAUUGUCGUUAGUCAUUUUUAAUUUUGUGUUUGCCUUUUUUUUUUGUUUGUUAGUUCAUGUUUUGUAUCACUCUUGGUACAAUAAAUAAAGUUCUAGAAGCAAGAUAUUUAUGCUAAAGGA
Molecule: messenger RNA, 1139 nt
Organism: Orbicella faveolata
Lineage: Eukaryota; Metazoa; Cnidaria; Anthozoa; Scleractinia; Merulinidae
Product: silk gland factor 3-like
Biological process (GO): regulation of transcription by RNA polymerase II
Molecular function (GO): DNA-binding transcription factor activity, RNA polymerase II-specific; RNA polymerase II cis-regulatory region sequence-specific DNA binding
Source: RefSeq, a predicted model, not a curated record